GACCAAUCUCGCUUCGACUUUUCGGCCUCUGGAACCCACGACGCAGCUGCCGCCAGAGGUACAGAACAAUGGCGGCCGCCGCAGGCGACGGCGGCAGCGUCCCGCCGAAGACCCCAAUAGCGGAGGCGCCUCCCGCUUCUCGGCCGCACGUGACCCGCAAUGCCAUGCCGUGGCAGAAAUGCGUCGCCGGCGUUCAAUUGGCUCUCAAAGAUCCGAAGGUGGUGUUCCUGAGGGAGCAGAUCGAGAAAGCCGGGUGCACCGUAUGGCCGACGCUUUUCCGGGCGGCCAUCUGCACGUCCAGCGGGAACUACGCAAGCGGCGUGGGGGUACAAGUUUGCUGUAAUCACAUGCGAAGGCAAGAUGAGAUAAAUCAGGUCAUAAUUCAUGAGUUAGUACAUGCUUAUGAUGACUGUGUUGUCAAGAACAUCGACUGGAAAAACUGCGCUCACCAGGCUUGCUCUGAGAUUCGAGCUAAUCAUCUUAGUGGCAAUUGCCAUUACAAACGUGAACUGAUGAAAGGCUUCCUGAAGAUAAAGGGGCAUGAGCCAGAAUGUGUCAAAAGACGUGCGCUGCUUUCUGUCAAGAACAACCCGCACUGUUCAGAAAAGGCUGCAGAAGCUGCAGUUGAGAAGGUGUGGGAUAUGUGCUACAACGACCCACGCCCGUUUGAUAAGGCUCUAUGAAGUGAAAGCUGCCAGGGCAGUUUUGUUAACUUUCAGCCGGGUUCUAUCAAGUGUAUCCUGUGGGACAGUCUAGUCUCUCUUCAGACGGGCUCCAUGAAGUACUUAGCAAAGCGUUGCAACAAAAUCUGGAAAUUUGGUGCUGGAGCAAAACUUUGAAUGCCAUGACAUUAGUCCAGACAAUCUAACAGAUUAUUCCAUGUAAUGCAAUUGUUUUACAUGGCAUAUAGUGACAGCUGACUGAGCUAUAAAUAAGAGUGGCUGUGAAUGAUUAAUUCUUUAUACCAGCUAAAUAUUACUUAAGAUAUUCCCUUUUUUCUUCC
Triticum dicoccoides is the source of this 1003-nucleotide messenger RNA. RefSeq names its product mitochondrial inner membrane protease atp23-like. The record is from RefSeq and is a predicted model, not a curated record. Lineage: Eukaryota; Viridiplantae; Streptophyta; Magnoliopsida; Poales; Poaceae. Bases 69 to 683 code for a protein of 204 amino acids. The transcript has 5 exons. Gene Ontology annotation, biological process: mitochondrial proton-transporting ATP synthase complex assembly; mitochondrial protein processing. Gene Ontology annotation, molecular function: metalloendopeptidase activity.